AUGCCCGCCGCCGCAUCCGCUCGCAAGUCGACGCCUACGCGCAAGUCAACCCCUCGACGCGCUCGUUCCUCGUCCGUCACUUCCAACGCAUCCACAGGUGUGCCCGCCUCGCCCUCCGCCUCACCUCGCAAGACCAAAAAGCAGAAGGAGGCCGCCGCCGCUGCUGCUGCUGCUGUUGCUGCUGCUGCUGCUACAGCUGAGCAGGUCAACGAUGACGAGUCGGACCUCCUCCGUCCAAAGCUUCCCACCAAGAGGAACCCAAGACUGAAAGAGGUCGACGAAGCGGUUGUCAAGCUGCAAAUCAUCAAGCGCGAAGGCCACAACAUUAUCAUCGGCCGCGUUAAGCUCCCCACCGUUAACGGUCAAGACCACGCCUUUUUGCUCAAGCGUUUUGACACCAACGCCAUGGCCGCUUCGUCCAUGUUCCGACUCGCUUUCCCCUUCGCCGACGGCACCGCCGAGGCUGCCGAGAUGCGGUUCCUCGACACCAAGUACGAUACCAACCGCGCCAACGGUGGUUACAUUGUCGAAGAGGUCAAGGUGCCCGAAACACCAAAGAAGCGGGGACGCACCCGCAAGACUGCCGAAAACUCCAAGAAGGAAUCCACUCCCGACACCGAAUCCGUCAGCGCAGACAAGCAGAUCCGUGUUCUUCCCGAAGGCAGCACCGGUGUGCGUCUGCAAGGCACUUGGAUCCCCGCCGAGGACGCGAUCGAGGUGGCCGAGGACUACGGUAUCGCCAAGUACGCCCUCGCGCUCAUCCACGCUACCGCCGAACACGCCGAAGACGGUGGUGCGCCCAUCCUCACCUCUGAGCCCGUUGCCGAAGUCAAGACGCCACGCAAGCGCCAGCGUGUUUCCGCUGCUGCUGCCACUGCUUCCGACACCCCAGAUUCGCCCCAGCUUGUUCAGAGGGUCACUCGCCUCGAAAAUGCCGACGGCAGCAUCUCCAAGGUCAGAGUCGAGUCCACCCUAGAGGCGCCGUCUUCGAAUGGUGUUCCUGUCGCCCUCUCUCAGGCUGAGAUUGAGGAGCAGAUCGCUCAGGCCAAGGCGCUCGCUGCUGGUAUCCAGCAAUCGAUCACAGCUGGAAGCGGGAGCGCUUCGACCCGUGGUCAGAAGCGCCGUGCAGUCAACGACCGACCCACUGCCGAGAUCGAUCCCUUGGCCGACGACGAAGACUACUCCGAGUCUGGGCGUGUAGUGCGCGCCUUCCGACGAGGCACGCGUGUUGCACGCAGGCGUCCCAUUGCUACUACGGCUGGUGCUGUGGCUGCUGCCGGUGCUGUAGGCGCUGGUGCGCUUGCUUGGGUCUCAGGCGGUAACCCAGAGGUGGCGAUUCAAACGCUCCAGGCCAGCAUGCAGAGUAUCGGCCUGCAAAACCUACAGAACCUCGGACUGCAGAACUUGCAGCAAAUCGGGACUCAGCUUGGCGCCCAUCUCGCCUCGAUCUUGCCCUGGUAA
Messenger RNA from Mycosarcoma maydis (corn smut), 1461 nucleotides. RefSeq lists its product as uncharacterized. The transcript has a single exon. Lineage: Eukaryota; Fungi; Basidiomycota; Ustilaginomycetes; Ustilaginales. The coding region runs from base 1 to 1461 and encodes 486 amino acids. Gene Ontology annotation, molecular function: DNA binding. Gene Ontology annotation, cellular component: nuclear membrane complex Bqt3-Bqt4. Gene Ontology annotation, biological process: mitotic telomere tethering at nuclear periphery; meiotic attachment of telomere to nuclear envelope. The record is from RefSeq and is a predicted model, not a curated record.